AUGUACGGCCAAGGCGGCUUCAGCAAUGGGCCGGUCGGCCGCGGCCGCGGCGCCGCGGUACCGGCAUGGAUGGCGGACCCGGCCCUGGCGGCGCAGAGGCCGGGCGGCGUAUGGGCGCCGGACCCUCGCGACGUGGUCCAGCCGCCGCCGCCGCCGACGGGCUUUUCAGCACCGCCGCCGACGGGCUUUUCGCCGCCGCCGCUUGAGACCGACGAGGAGAUGGCGCGGCGCCUCCAGGCCGAGUGGUCCGCGCCCGCGGCGCCACCAACCUUUCCGAUGGAACCAGUAUUCAACGCGCCGCCCGGCACUACGGUAACCGUGCAGCAGCACGCUUCCGCCGAAGAAGCAUACGCCCACGCGCUGGCGCUCGUGAACGCGCACGUGCCGGCGUCGGCGGCGCCCCCUCCGAUGCUCGGUGCCGGCCCGCCGUCCCUGAAUCGCCAGCCGCCGCCGCCGACGCUCGGCCAAGGCCCGCCGCCCCUGAGCCGCCAGCCGCCGCCCCCCUCGACCGGCCUGCCGCCCGCGGCGCUCGCCGCGCUGCAAAAGGCCAAGGCCAUCGCCGCGGCCGCGGGCCAGCGGGCGCCAUCGGGCGGCUUCUCGGCCGCGCCGGCGGCGGGCGGCUUCUCGGCGGCAAGCGGCUUCUCGGCGGCCGCGCCAGCGGGAGGCGGCUUCUCGUCGUCGGGCUUCUCGAGCACACAAGGCGCCGCGCCGGCGUCGGGCGCCGUCGCGGAAUUAUUGGCGAAGAUGGAGGCCCAGCCCACUACGACCGGACCGCUAUUACCAAUUCUGGCCAAGGACCGCGCGCGCAAAGCCAAAGCACUAGAGAAGAAUUUGAAAUUUCUGGAGCGGCUGGACGGCGAGGGCCAAGAUUCCGAAGCUCUGUUUGCGGCCGACGACGACGUCGUGACUUAUACGGACGUGCCUGGUCGGGCCCAAACGACGGCCGGCCUGGGCGCCAAGGGUUUCAACCGAGGUGAAUCCGUGAAGGUCAACAAGGGCGAGAACCGCUCUGUAUAUGUGACAGGUCUCGAAGGCGAGUUCGCCUCGGAAACUCAUUUACAACAGCUCUUCGCCCCUCAUGGCAAGGUCGUCUCGUGCAAAAUUUAUAAAGAUGAACUGGAACGACCGAAGGGCGACGCUUUAGUUACGUUCGCGAAGGGGGGCUCGGCCCGACAAGCGGCGGCGAGGGUCCACGGCGCGACGUUAGGUCCUUGUGUCUUGAAGGUCGAGCUCGCGACGUUUCAUAGCGAUGCCGCUUUACGGGGCGGUCCUGUACUCAGACCGGACGAGGAGCACUGGGAUUCCGUCGUUGCAUCGGCAACAGGGCUACCUAACUCUUUGUCGCCGGACACGAAACCUGUUGUAUUAUUACGACACUUGUAUGACGUGGCGCAAGUCGCGAGCAAGCCGGGCCGCGUCUUCUUGAAUGAGCUGGAGCAUGAGAUCAAAAAUGAGUGCUUGAACUAUGGUCCCGUCUUCCACGUCGUCGCGCCGUCGACGAAGGACCUCGAAGGUAGUGUCGCGGUUUCUUUUGAGACGGUGAAAGCCGCGGAGGAGUGCGCUCAAAGCAUGGACGGGAGGUGGUUCGAUAAUGUGCAGAUUUUGGUCGAGAGGAGGGGCUGCUGGGAGGACCUCGCGUCCGUGCAAUUGCGGGGGACACAGUCGACAGUAGUACUUUCUUUGGACAUCGCGCCGCCGGAGUGCUUCACGGUCAUCGUGCACAACGUCUGGACGGCCAACGAGGCCGAGGCCUGCGGGCCCGCGUUCUUCGACGAGCUCGAGUCAGAGUUUUCCGGCGAGUGCGGAAAAUAUGGCCCUUUGCGAAGUUGCAAGGCCGUGCCGCGCGAACCAUCCUUAGUGGGGGCCGUCGUCGUCGCUUUCAGUACGGAAGAGGCGCGACAGGCGUGCGAGGGCGACAUGGACGGCCGCUGGUUCGACUUUAGAAGGUUGCGCGUCGAGCGGUACGCGGGGUCGGGCGCGCCGCCGACGCCGCCGCGGGGGGCGUCCCUCGACGACUUUUUCUCGUCGCUGGACGGGUCGUAAUGCUUAUUUGGUUAUUU
Molecule: messenger RNA, 2060 nt
Organism: Pelagomonas calceolata
Lineage: Eukaryota; Pelagophyceae; Pelagomonadales; Pelagomonadaceae
Source: the annotation of a GenBank genome assembly